CGAGAAAUUUUCAUUUUUCACAAUGGUAUUUUCUCUGUCCACCGUGACGGUGCUGGUUCCAAUUAUCUCUCUGUGUGGACUCUUUUACUCGGCGAGUGUCGAUGAGAACUUCCCACAGGGAUGCACCAACACCAGCAGUUUGUGUUUCUAUAGUCUCUUGCUCCCAGUAACCAUACCAGUGUACGUGUUCUUUCAUCUCUGGAAGUGGAUGGGAAUCAAGCUUUUCAAACAUAAUUAAAUGCCUUGCUGUACGUGCCUUAGACGUUGUUUCAAAAGUAAUUAAAGACAGAAAAUAAUUCGAGUUUUAGGCAUGUAGAUUUUUUUAAACAUGGUUUACCAGUGUAUAUGAUCAUUCAGUUUUACUAUUUGACAUCAAGUACACCACAAGAACAAUAAAAAAUUCUGUCCACAAAAA
Molecule: messenger RNA, 415 nt
Organism: Lepisosteus oculatus (spotted gar)
Lineage: Eukaryota; Metazoa; Chordata; Actinopteri; Semionotiformes; Lepisosteidae
Source: RefSeq, a predicted model, not a curated record